CUUCAUUAGUUUGGUUACAGAACAUUCCUCAUUCAGUAGCUUUCAAGAGCAUAAGAUUCAGCAAGACUGUUUGUGGUGAGAAACCAACAAAAUGACCGGACACAGGUGGAAACUCCAAAGGGCGUUGUGCCAGUACGUCACUGAUACUUUAUCUUACAUGGCAACAGUGAAAGAUUUCUCUGAGAGUUUCUCUGAAUGGAAAGACUGCAGAGAAAUAGAGUACGUGAAAAUGAUAAGUGUCAAGGAAAUGGCUGACAAUAUUGAUCCCACCUUCACCAAGUCAGAGGGAAGGAUGGCAGCCUUUGGUAAAUACUUGAAAAGCCUUGUUCAGAUGAACACAGAGAGAAAACUUGCAGAGCUAGAAAAUGUGCUGGAUGAAGUGUUAAAAGGAACACUGGAAGGCUUGGAGCAACUUGACAUCUUCUUGGACGCAAUGGAGAAGCUGGCUGUGACUUCACUGAAUGUCUUCACUGAGAGCCAGAUUCUACACCUUCCUGAGACGAUCAGCUUCAAUGAUGUUCAAGCUGUCAUCAAAGAUGCAAGACAGAUCUGCCCUCUACUGCUGGAGUUCAAAAGAGAUGCAAAGUCCUUCUUCCUUCCUAAACUUCACAAUGUGGAAGUGCUUACAUCACAACUUCAAAAGUACAUACAGACCACCAAACGUCUAAUUCAUGCAACAAGCUUCAACUUUGAAAUUUCCUUGGAAAUGGCUGAAGAAAUAGCUGUUGAUCAAGAUGGUCUGAGUGAAAAUGAGAUGCAAAUCAUGACAAAUCACAUUAAACUACUUGAAAAAACAAGGAUGGAUGAACACUUUCGGAUGGCUUUCUUGUUCCAAGAGGUUUCCCCAGCUGAUUUAAUCAGAAUAUUUGAUGAUCGACUGCCAGAAAUGCUAAAGUUUCUUGAUGACUUGGAGCAGUGUGCUGUUCAGUUAGACAGGAUGAACAAAGGAGCAAAGAUCUCCAGUGUAACAGGAAGCUCAGUUGGAGCAAUUGGAGGUGUACUUUCCAUUGUUGGUUUGGCAUUAAUUCCAGUAACAGCAGGAGUGUCUUCAGGGCUGAUAAUAGCUGGUGUGGCAAUCGGGGUAACAAGUGGAACCAACAGUUUGGUGACCACUGCGACAGAGUUUGGAGUAAAUCGUUCUAAUCAGAAAAGGGCAAAUGAAGCCUUUCAAAGUUUCAUGAAAGAUUUCCAAAGAAUCCAGAAUUGUCUUGAUGAUGUGGUGGAGCAACAAACAACAAGUCUGGAGCAAAGUGAAGUAGAUGUAGCGGUGGUAGUAGGCAGGAUCGCUUCUAAAGCAGGUACCAUAGGAAAGAGCAUUGAUUCAAUCGUUGAUACUGUUGCAAGUGCAGGAAAAGUUGUAACACAAGAUGGAAAAGCACUACGCAACAUAUCGGGUAUGGCUGCCGAUGUUCCUGAUAUGGGUCAGGCAGCAGUGAAAGGGCCUCUGGCUCUCUCCAAGGGAGCUAGAGGGGGAUUUAUUGCACUUAAUGCCUUAUUUCUUGGUAUGGAUAUCUUCUUUAUCACCAAAGACAGCAUGAGUCUGGCCAAAGGCACUGAGGCUAAUCUCUCAAAGUUUCUCAGAGCCAGGAUUGCAUUAUUCCGCUCACAGAUCGAGUCAUGGGAGAAGAUUUGCUACACUUUGCUUCACAGUAAACUGACCAGCAAUAAAAACAAAGAUUUGCUCAAAAAGCUAUUUUUCCAAGUGAGAAAGAAUACCUAGAUUUAAAAUGUUAAUCAUUAUAAAAGCAGAUUUGUCUAGUAGCCUGAACUGCCACCCCCCACCCCCCUACCACACAUCAACACUGUUCAGGACCUAGAAGCUACACCAAAGUAGCAUCUCCAGACCUCCUGCAUUACAUUAACGUAGCCUGUGUGUAUAGAGUACGUUGCUAUACAGUGGCAGCUGGCCAAUAGAGGGUGCUAGGGUGCCGCCCCACCC
Cyprinodon tularosa is the source of this 1939-nucleotide messenger RNA. RefSeq lists its product as uncharacterized. Gene Ontology annotation, biological process: lipoprotein metabolic process; lipid transport. The coding region runs from base 92 to 1720 and encodes 542 amino acids. NCBI's taxonomy places the organism in Eukaryota, Metazoa, Chordata, Actinopteri, Cyprinodontiformes, Cyprinodontidae. The record is from RefSeq and is a predicted model, not a curated record. The transcript has 4 exons. Gene Ontology annotation, molecular function: lipid binding. Gene Ontology annotation, cellular component: membrane; extracellular region.